Messenger RNA from Plasmodium adleri (nom. inval.), 3057 nucleotides. Its product is annotated as conserved Plasmodium protein, unknown function. The transcript has 2 exons. Lineage: Eukaryota; Apicomplexa; Aconoidasida; Haemosporida; Plasmodiidae. The record is from RefSeq and is a predicted model, not a curated record. The coding region runs from base 1 to 3057 and encodes 1018 amino acids.
AUGUGUGCAAAGGAAUACUCAGUUAGUCAAGAGACCUUAGAAGAUGACCUUUUUGAAAAUGACAAGUGUAAAAUAAGAAACUCUAUUAUUGAUAAUAUUACAAAUUUAGAAUUAAAAGAUCUAAUAAAAGAUUUUAAUAAUGAACAAGAAAUAAAUGAUGGUAUCGAAUGUGUAAAUGAGAAAAUAAAUCAAUUAAAUAAUUUUAUUAAUAAAAUAGCUAAAGCAAAAUAUGAAUAUUUUUAUAAAUAUAUUGAUAGAUUAAGUCAUGCUAAGAAAAGAAAAGAAUGGAAUAAUUAUGAUUUGAAACAAAUAGAAAAGACAUAUAACAAAAAUUAUGAAUCAUUAAUAGAUAAACAAAAUGAUGUAUUUGCUUUAAUUAAAGAAAAGAAAUUUUUAAUUGAAAUAGAAAAAGUAUUAAAACUAUAUAAAAUAAUAAAUUAUGAAAUCACAAUUUUAUAUAAUGAAAUAAGAAAAGAUAAUAAAAAAUAUGAUUCUUUUGAUUUUUUAUAUAAUAAAGAAGAAUCCGAUAUAGAAGAAUGUCGAAAUGAAUAUAUUAAAAUAAUAGAAAUCGAUGAAGAGAAUUUUAAUUUUUUCACUAGUGAUAUGUAUUUUUAUAAUUUCUUCAAAUAUUUAAAAAAAUUAAAUAAUUUAAGAAAAUGUAUUGAUUACAACAAUCUUCAAAAUAUACCUAUUAUCUCUUAUGAAGUAAAAAAAAUUAAUUAUUGUGAAAUGUAUAUUAUUAGUAUAUUCAUUAAUUAUUUAUAUCAUAAUUUUUUUCAAGAUGAAAAUUAUGAAGAAAAGGUUCAAGUGUGUCUUAAAGCUUUUAUUUUUUUAAGUAUAGAAAAACAAUGUAUAAAUAAAAUUAUACAGAAAAAAAUUAACAAAAUUUCUUCCUAUAUUAAUAAUAUAAAAAAAAAGGAAAAUAUUAAAGAAAAUUUUUAUCUUCUUUUGGAAAAUUGUAAAAAUUGUAUUGAUCAAAUUUAUUAUAUGAAUCAAAUGUUGAAAAGGCAAAACACUUAUUUUUUACAUGUACAAACUAAAAAAAAAAUGUAUAAAACAGAAACACAAAAGGAAGGAUUUUCUGAUAAUGAAUAUUAUAAACGUUAUAAUAUAAAUGACAAUGAGAAUGAUAAUGACAAAGAUAUUCAGAAGGAUACUACUAAUGAGGGUUAUGAAAAAAAUGUAUAUGAAGGUAAUAAUAUAUAUGAAUAUAAUAUAAAUAUAUAUAAUGAUUUUUAUAUACCCGUUGUAAAUAUUUUAAAAGAUAUUAAAUUAAAUGAAUAUAUUCCAAAAGACAACAUGUUAUAUAUUUUAAAUUUAAUUGAAGAAUUUUUAUAUAUUAUUAGAAAUAAAUAUGAUUUUAAUGAACUUGAAAAAGAUAUACUACUAAAUUUAUUUAAUAAAGAAUAUGAAGAAAUUACAUUUAAUUCCAUUAAUAAACUAGCCAACUUAGUAGAAUUAUUAUUUGAAAAAAAACAUGAUCAAAAUUCAUAUAUGAGAAAUGAUAAUAUAUAUGCUACGGAUAAUUAUGAUUAUCAGUCAUAUAAUUUUCCUACCUUAUCUGAUAUUAAAAAUUAUGUUCUAACCUUAUAUAAAGAAUUAUAUACGCAUAUUUGUUAUCCUCAUAUAUUUCGUAAAAUAAUCGUUUCAUGUAACAAUUCUUUAUUAUUAUUAAGUAACAAUUUGAAUAAUUUAAAACAAAAUAUUAAUUUAAAUAUAGAUAUUGAUAUGAAUACAAAAUAUAUAAAUAUUAAUUAUGCUCAUAAACCAUUUCAAUAUAAUUUGGAGUUAUUCUUAACCUCAAGAAAACUCUUGAGAUAUCUAUUUAUUAAUUUAAAUAAAUUAAAAAGAAAAAUAAAUCGUAUAAAAAAAAAUACAUACAAAAAUUUUAAAGAUUAUAAAAAUUCUGAACAUGUUCAGGAAAAUGAACAGCUAGCUAAUUUUGUUCAUAAUAAAAUAGAGGAAAAUAAUGAAACAAAGGAGGAUUUAAUUGUAUUAUCUUUUAAUGAAUCAUUUGAAGAUUUGUUUAGAUUCCAAGAUCAUUUGGACAAUUAUUUUACAAAUGAAUUAUUGCAUAUGGAGAAUGAAAAUGAUGAAAUGGAUAAUAAUUAUGAUGAUAUAGAUUAUUUUUUAAAACAUGAUGAACAAAAUAAAGUAGAUCAGGAUGAAGGAGAAAAAAAAAAGGAAAGAGAUAUAUUGCAGAACAAAAUUGAUGAUAUAGAGAAAAAAUAUAGUGUUAAAGAUGAAGAAAUGAAAUUAAAUAAUUUUGAAAUUAAUUUUAUUGCAGAUAUAAACUUUAAUUCGUUUAAUUUAAAUGAUAUAUAUGAUUUAUAUACAAGUAAUGAAAAUUAUGAAAUAACAUCUUUUUUUAUUAAAGAAAAAAACAAAAGAAAACAUUUUUAUGAUUUAAUAGAAUUAGAAAAAGGAAUAUGUGAAUUAAAUCAUGCAGUGAAUUCAUGUAUAUAUGAAUAUUUUGAAUAUUUCGAAAAAAAAACAUAUGUAUAUUUAAAAAAUAAUUUUUCAAUUUUAAAUAUAGAUGAUAUAUAUUUAUUAUUUGAUGAAUUGUGUAAUUAUUUUUAUGAAAGUAUCGUUCAACAUAUUCCUUAUUAUGAAAGAAUUCAGUUGGUAAAUAAGUUAAUUAAUCGUAUAUUGGUAUACUUAAUAUCUUUGUCUUCAUAUUAUAUGAUUGAUAAUAUGGAUACAUAUAUAUUUAAAUAUUAUAAUUCACUUUUAAAAAUAGCAUCAGUAGAAAGCUUAAGUGUUUUAAAUUAUGAAUAUAAACUUUGUCAACUUUAUAAAAAGGCUAUUGAUAUAAAAAAUAGGAUGGUAUCCUAUGAAAAUAUUCCUACAUUUUUUGUUCCCAUUAUAUUUGUCAUACUCCAUGGUGGAAAAAAUAUUGUUAAUAAUUUAAACAUAUCAGAAGAAAAGUUUAUCAACCUAAUUGUCGAUCAUUUGAAGAAUCCUAUAAAUUCAGUUGACAAAAACGUUAGCACAAAUCAAAACUUAGUUUCUAUGCUAAGCAAAUAUUCAAAAAGUUUGUUAUUCCAAAAAGGAUAA